This is a messenger RNA of Striga asiatica, 306 nucleotides long. The record is from the annotation of a GenBank genome assembly. Lineage: Eukaryota; Viridiplantae; Streptophyta; Magnoliopsida; Lamiales; Orobanchaceae.
AUGCAUCGGUCAACAAGCUAUUCAUCCACUGGCAGGUCAUCUGACGAGUUCUCCGUGAACUUCUCACCAGCCGCUUUGAAGGGUUUGGAUUCAAAUCACGACUCGUUAACGGGUAAUAAAAGUAAUAAUCACAACGCUAAUGGCGAUUUAGUUUCGGAUGAUAUCUCGAAGAAGGAUAUUUCUUCGAGGCCUUCACCAGAAGCAGAAAAAGCUAUUCAUUUAAUCCCACUGGUUUUGUUUAUUUGUUUUUUGAUUCUUUAUCUGUUCUCAAGUCCUGUGACUCCCGACAUAAAACCCCUGCAGUGA